AUGGCAGGCUACGCUUACGGCGGUGCAGGUGCCAGCUCAUCGGCGAGCCGGCGUCCGGCUAGGGCCGACACGCUCGACCUCAAGCAGAAGCUGGCCGUCGCCCUGGGCGAAAACGGCACAAAGUACUGGCAGACGUUUGUCCAGUUCUGCAAGGGCGCCAUCGACCGGUCCGAGUUCGAGGAGCUGGCGCAAAAGUGCCUCAAGUCGGAGCAUGUCCACCUCCACAACUCGCUCAUCCUCGGCAUCCUCUACAACGCUAGCGCCGAUGUGCCCGGACCUUCGUCUGGUAGGCGCGGUGGCAGGACGCGGGUGCGGAGGAGGCUACCCGACGGCACCAUCCUCUCCGACGACGAGACCGACGACGAGGAGCCGAGCAAGAAGCGCCUGCGUGCUCUCGUCGCCGGCCUGCCCAAAAAGGAGCGGAUGCGGCUCAAGAACCUCGAGCGAGCGGGCAAGCUGGGAACCAACUCGGCCGGCGGCGCGCUGGGCCUCGGGUGGGCUGGCUCGGCCGCCGACUUGCUGGAAAAGAAGCGAAAGGAAGAGGAAAAGCGCAAGGUGGUGGAGGACCGCCGCAAGGUGAGGGAGGUCAAGAGCGCCAUCGGGGCCCGCGAUUGGAAGGGCCAGACGCUGCAGUCUGCCAACCACCUCGAUGCGGUCCGGGGCAAGCUGUCUCUGUCCACGCAACAAGCCGUUGCACGGGCGAUGCUGGCACCGCUCUGCGUCGAGUCAAAGCACCUUCCAGACCUCGAUGGCAUCCGCGAUCGCAUGACGCUGUUGGCCGUCGAGUCGGGGAUGCCCGGCGGCGUUCAACCCCAGGCAGCAGCCAUGGUGCUGUCCGCCCUGCAGGACCACCUCCACAACGUCGCCACCAGCAUCAUCACCAAGAUCCGAGCGAAUCGUCCCAACGGCAUCAGGACGAUUGAUCCGCAGCUGCCUGCGUCGCUGUCGCCGGUGAAGAACGCCGCAUACGGGCGCGGAGCCUACACGACGUCGCCGGCGCACACCUCGAUGGAGCUUGACGACAGCGCGGCGCCCUCGGAGCAGAACAGCCCGACCCGGCAACUGCGCGGCCUGCACUCGGAUCUGUCGUCCCGCGCCAGCACGUCUGGCGUCGGCACAUCGUUUGCAGACUCGUCGAUGCUCUCGCUGGCCAGCACCGCCCCGACGAGCCUCACCGGUCCAUCUUCGCCCUCGGUGCGCGACGGCGACAGUUCGCAGCUGCACGACUCCUCUUUCACCGCCAGCCAGGAUGACGACGAUGACGACCAUCACCGGCAGGCCAACGGGAUAUCCGCCAAGAAGUCGCAUCUGCACGCGCUCUCGUCGUCGUCUGCGCCGUCGACGCCCGUCGAGAACGGCACGGGUCGCCUGACGCUCGCCGACAUGUCCUUCCUGCUGGAGCUGGCUCCGCACAGCGUCGUCGAACCCAUGGGCCAGGGGACGCAGGAGCGCUUGCUUGCGCCCGACUGGGACGAGGACGCCAUCCUGGCUUCGGCGGGCGACUACGAUCGCCUGGUGGUGGAGACGGCCAAGCGGGCUGCCACGACCAAGAUCUCGGACAUCGGAGGCGAGGGCAAGGAGGCGGCCAUGUCGUCUGGCGUGCGCGGGCGGUUUGUGAUCGACCAGUCCGCCCCGCUGCGCCUCCUCGACCGCAAGGGGCUCGCCGAGAGCGCGGUGCGGCCGACAAAGAGUGGACUGUCGCUCUCCGGCACCAACGGCGCCGCCGCCGCCACGUCGGGCCUCUUCAAGGACAGCGCCGCAGGAAAGGGAGCGGGCGCGAUAGGCGUGCUGCACGACGUCAACGGCCGCAAGUCGGCGAAUAGAGACGCGCCGUCAGCAUCGGCCGCGGCUGCUCUGGCGGCAGCCAAGGGUCGAGAGGAGCUCUGGGACGUUGUCGACCCCGUGGCGCUGUUUGAGUCGCUGUGCGAGUAG
Messenger RNA from Pseudozyma flocculosa PF-1, 1932 nucleotides. RefSeq lists its product as uncharacterized. Gene Ontology annotation, cellular component: SAGA complex. The record is from RefSeq and is a predicted model, not a curated record. Gene Ontology annotation, molecular function: transcription coactivator activity. The transcript is spliced from 4 exons. NCBI's taxonomy places the organism in Eukaryota, Fungi, Basidiomycota, Ustilaginomycetes, Ustilaginales, Ustilaginaceae. Gene Ontology annotation, biological process: regulation of transcription by RNA polymerase II. The coding region runs from base 1 to 1932 and encodes 643 amino acids.